Molecule: messenger RNA, 509 nt
Organism: Camellia sinensis
Lineage: Eukaryota; Viridiplantae; Streptophyta; Magnoliopsida; Ericales; Theaceae
Source: RefSeq, a predicted model, not a curated record
AGCAAAGCAGGGCCUCUGGUUGAAUUUCUUGAAUGGACUUCUACAGGUUGAAUAGAAUUUGAUUUGAUUUUGAAUUUUUUGAAUGGACUUCUACAGGUUGAAUGGAAUUUGAUUCAGAACAGCUGCCAUACACAUUGUGCGAACCAAUCAGAAUGGAAAUAAAGGGCAUGUGUACUUUGUGUCCAUCAAAAUAUAUUAGUGAGGAACACUGCAAUUACUUCAAGUUCGUAGAUGAUGAUGACUACGACGUGAUCUCCAAUGUUGCACCUCGUACAUCUAUAAGAAGCGAAGAAUUUAACGAUCCAAGCACAAGGGUUUAUGAGAUGGAUAAUGAAUUUCAAGAGCAUGCUAGAAGGCUUCGAAGGAUGGAGAAGAAAUUGAAUGUCGUGCUUUAUGUCAUUCUGUUGGGGAAUUUGAUGGAUGUACUUAUUGAUGGAAUGGAUUUUAUGGAUGUUGAAUUUCUUGUUGAAGUUCUUGUUGAAUUUCUUGAAUGGACUUCUAUGGAUUGA